AACAACAUCAUCAUUCAACCACAAUGGCACCACCCCCCUCCCCAGCCUCCAAGCUCCGCGCCAUGCUCGCCAACGAAAAAGAAAUCAUAGUCUGUCCCGGCGUCUACGACGGUUUCACAGCCCGUCUUGCUCUCAACGCCGGCUUCGAAGUUCUCUACAUGACAGGAGCAGGCACAACGAUGAGCAAGCUCGGACACGCGGAUCUCGGUAUCGCGACGCAGACUGAUAUGGUAUCCCACGCUUCCAUGCUCGCGUCUCUUUCUCCUUCUACGCCGUUGAUAGCGGAUGCUGAUACGGGGUACGGGGGUCCCUUGAAGGACCAAGUUGUCAAUAAACGAUGCGGACAUCUGAAGAAUAAGGAAUUGGUUGAUUUAGAUACGUGGAUAAGUAGGAUUCGCGCUGCGGUGAUGGCAAGGGAGGAGAGCGGUGGCGAUAUUGUGAUUAUUGCGCGGACGGACGCCUUAGCUGGUCAAGGCUACGAAGAAGCGUCCAAGAGGUUGCGAGCCGCGGUUGAAGUUGGCGCAGAUGUAGCUUUCCUUGAAGGAGUGCGGAGCGUCGAAGAAGCGAGGCGGUUUUGUGGGGAGAUGAGCGGGGUGCCGUGUUUGUAUAAUUGUGUGCCGGGGGGUGUAAGUCCGGUUUUGAGCGUGAAGGAGGGGAGGGAUUGUGGGUUUAGGGUGGUGAUUACGCCGACGUUGGCGUUGGGGGCGGUGUUUGAGAGUGUGAGUGAGGCAUAUAGGAAGUUAUUGGAGGAGGGGGAUACGGAGAGGGAUGGGGUGCCGGUUAGGCGGCUUUUUGAGAGUUGUGGGUUGGAGGAGAGUGUGGAGUUUGAUGUUAGGGCUGGGGGGAAGUUGUAUGAGAAUGGAGUGUGA
This is a messenger RNA of Mollisia scopiformis, 869 nucleotides long. Its product is annotated as isocitrate lyase family protein-like protein. The coding region runs from base 24 to 869 and encodes 281 amino acids. Lineage: Eukaryota; Fungi; Ascomycota; Leotiomycetes; Helotiales; Mollisiaceae. The record is from RefSeq and is a predicted model, not a curated record. Gene Ontology annotation, molecular function: catalytic activity. The transcript has 3 exons.